UCGGGCGCCAUUCUGCGACACCUAAGUAAGCUGUUUUAUCCAAUGACAUUGCAGCUUGUAUGUUUUUGGGCGGGACCAUUUAGGCUGAAUUGUCAUACUGGUGCCCCCAAAGUCUGAGAUGGAGGGCAGCGUAUCAAAUGUGGAAAUCUGUAAUUUAGCUUACACAGGACAGUUUGAAGAACUUAAAAAGUGCGUCUUGUCUGACAGCUCACUGGUGACGAAAACAGACCAGGACAGCAGGACUGCUCUGCACUGGGCUUGUUCAGCUGGACAUGGGGAUAUCGUGCAGUUUCUGUUGAAUCUCGGAGUUGAAGUGAAUCUUCAAGAUGAUGCAUGUUGGACCCCUCUUCAUAUAGCAGCAUCUGCUGGGAGAGAAGAAAUUGUUAGAUCCUUAAUAUCCAAAGGAGCUCAGUUGAACUCUGUGAACCAGAAUGGUUGUACGCCACUACACUACGCAGCAUCUAAAGAUCGAUAUGAGAUAGCCCAGAUUCUUCUGGAAAACGGUGCUGAUCCUAAUGCGACAGAUAAACUGCAAUCCACGCCUCUACACAGAGCAUCUGCCAAGGGCAACUACAGACUCAUUCAGCUUCUUUUGAAAGAGAGCGCUUCUACCAACAUUCAGGACUCAGAAGGAAACACGCCCCUUCAUCUUGCAUGUGAUGAGGAGCGAGCAGAGGCUGCAAAACUCCUUGUGGAACAUGGUGCCAGCAUCUACAUUGAGAACAAGGAAAAGAUGACGCCUCUACAAGUGGCUAAAGGUGGCUUGGGAUCUAUGUUGAGACGGAUCGUAGAGGGCUGAUGGACCUCAAGUGGAAACCGAGCAAUGCAGCUUUUAAUUAAGCUGCUGUUCAAGUAUGAUGAAUACUUGUUUGGAAGGGUGUUUGAAAGAAACGCAGUAGAGAAACUGGUUUUUGGUGGAAGCUUUUAAGGAUGUCUGCUGAAGAGAACAGCGUUGUGGUUCGCAUUCUCUUUAUGGCAGUUAAAAAGCUCAUGACUUGAUACGUUGGUCAUUUUUCAUGCUUUUUAUCAGGUACAUGAGUUUUAGGCUGCUUACACAUAACAUUCUGAUUAUUGUUUGUCUAGUUCAGCCAUGAAUGAAUGAUGUCUGUUAAACCUAAAGCUGAUUUUUUUUUUCAUUAGUAUCCAUGUGCAAAGGUCACAACCCCAUAGUGUAUUCUUCCAUCUUGAUGCUUGUUUUUUUUUUUUUUUUUUUUAUAAGGGAAAUAAACUGUAAUUGAAUACAUGUGAUUAUGUUGCAGUCUUAUCUGAGUGUUGUAUUAAAAGGACACAAAAAAUUAUUACAUAGACGUUCAUCUUGAUCAUUCAAAAGUUUGGGGUCAGCAAGUUUUUCAAAAAGAUGCUUUUAUUAAAAUAACAGUUAAGACAUUUAUGACAUUAAACAUAUUUUUAUUUCAUAGAAAACCUAUUUUAAAUUGCGCUAAUCUUUCACAAUAUUACCAUUUCAAAAUAUUACUAAAUAUGGAAAUGUGUAGGUUGCUGGAUUGCUUAACUGAAACUCAAACUGAUACUACAAAACUGAAAUGUGGGUGAAUGGUGUGACAAAAAAUGUGGUCGCAUGUUACCAACCUAUAUGUAUUCAUUUCUCAUUGAUAUGUCAAAUAAAUAAAUUAGCUGAUUUUAUUUAAAUGAA
Messenger RNA from Ctenopharyngodon idella (grass carp), 1651 nucleotides. It is a transcript of the gene psmd10, whose product is annotated as proteasome 26S subunit, non-ATPase 10. Bases 119 to 799 code for a protein of 226 amino acids. The transcript is spliced from 5 exons. NCBI's taxonomy places the organism in Eukaryota, Metazoa, Chordata, Actinopteri, Cypriniformes, Xenocyprididae. Gene Ontology annotation, molecular function: protein binding. The record is from RefSeq and is a predicted model, not a curated record.